Messenger RNA from Symbiodinium sp. CCMP2592, 1082 nucleotides. The record is from the annotation of a GenBank genome assembly. Lineage: Eukaryota; Dinophyceae; Suessiales; Symbiodiniaceae.
GUUUGACGGCUCUAUUCCACAUUGGAAAAUUUGCUGCUCUGUUCUGGCUGGUAUCACUUCCACCCGGAGUUUGGCAUCCUGGCUAUGGCUAUGGCAACCUCACAUUCAGUACAAAGAUCUCGAGAACAGAACUUCAAAAGAAGCGUGAAAAACAAGGCCUGAAUGUGCCUUUGACAAUCGGCAUGGAUGACUUCGUGGCUGGGGUAUCCGCCGCCGACAAAGUGACAUGUGACAGAAUUCGCGGUGCCGUUGAUCGCAGCGAUUGGUACGCAGCCCAACAAGCCUUCGACGCUUCUGAGAAGACGUCGGCCCCCGUCUUCAACAUGCUCAUGGUAGCUGCAUUAAAACUCGGCAAUUUCGAAAAGGGUGUGAAGAUCUACGAGGAGCUUGAUCUUCGAGGUGUAGAAAAGACACUGAAGAGCUACUGCUGUGCAAUUCGGCUCUAUGCUCAACUUGAGAGGAAGGACGAGACAAUGACGGUUUGGGAUGAGGCACGUGCAGCGAAGUUGUGGAACGAUUCCGAGAGUGCAAACUCGCUUAUGUGUGCGGCCCUGCAUGCAGCGGCGCAGUUCGGCGAUCAUGCUUUUGCUACACAGCUGCUUGACAUGAUGCGGGACAGGGGAAAGGUUCUCAAUGUCCUUGACUACAACCAGGCCCUGGAUGCAUGUAAAAACUCGCUCCAACAUGAUGCAGCAAUCAACCUCUAUUCAGAAAUGGUCCGUGUAAAUGUAGCACCCAAUGUCAUCACCUUCGCGUUGCUCGUGGGUGCUCACAGUGGGAAGCCCCUGCAAAACAUUACGGAUGUCGCCAGCCAGAUGGCUCUAUAUGAUGUUGAACCGAAUGUGCCUUUUUUGGAAGAACUUGUGUCAGCCAUGCUUGGUGCACGGCGUCAGGGUCUCAAGAUCACUGAUCUGCAGCAGGCACGAAUGGUGGCUUCACAGUCACCUGCCUCACACCUGCGCGCUGCUCAACGGGUCAUCGAGCAUGUCGAGAGUAAAGGCGUGGAACUGAGCCAGCUGCUUAGGCGCUUCAAGGCUGCGAUGUCUUGGGGCCUUGAAAACUCGGCGGCUUCCGAGACUUAG